CACCCUCUUAAACUGCAAGCCAAUAAUUCAUUGACUUUGGAGCACAGCAGGAUGACAACUAAGAAUAAUUAAGAACGUCCUAAUACAAUGUGUCAGAGCCACCCUCUUAAACUGCAAGCCACAAGCAACAAAACACCCUAAACUUUUGCAUUGACUGAGAAAACUGUCUUUCUCUCUUCACUUAAAAGUUCUCUCUUGCUAUCCCUCCUCUAUAAGCACCAUCUAUUUCCUUAAUUGCUUCAUAGGAAAGUACAAUGACUAAGAUCUUUCUGCUGUUAUGUCUGCUCUUGUUAGCUUCUUCUGGGUUUGUCCAUGGCUUUUCUAAGAUGGAUUAUAUUAGGUUAUUUGAGCUCAAGAAAGGUGAUUUUUCUAUAAAGGUCACCAAUUGGGGUGCAACACUUGUGUCCGUUAUACUUCCGGAUAAGAAUGGGAAGUUGGGUGACAUUGUUCUUGGAUAUGAUUCUCCCAAGGCAUACACAAAUGAUACAUCAUACUUUGGAGCUACUGUGGGCCGGGUUGCUAACAGAAUUGGAGGAGCUCAGUUCACUCUAAAUGGAAUCCAUUACAAAUUAGUUGCUAAUGAAGGAAACAACACACUUCAUUCUGGACCCAAAGCAUUCAGUGAUGUUCUUUGGAAAGUGACAAGGUAUAUAAAAGAUGGUGAAAAACCCAGAAUCACCUUCAGUUACCACAGUUAUGAUGGUGAAGGAGGAUUUCCUGGGGACCUCCUAGUAACUGUGAGCUACAUUCUUGGGAAAAACUCAUUGAGGAUAAUCAUGAAAGCAAAAGCUCUGAACAAGCCUACCCCGGUGAAUAUGGUGAACCAUGCUUACUGGAAUCUAGGAAACCACAAUAGUGGCAACAUUCUAGAUGAAGUGGUUCAGAUCUUUGGAUCCCAAGUCACACUAUUUGAUGACCAUCUCAUUCCCACAGGCCAAUAUGCCUCUGUGAAAGGAACCCCAUAUGACUUCCUUGAGCCACACAUUGUUGGAGAAAGGAUCAACCAAUUGCCUAAGACCAAUGGCUAUGACAUCAACUAUGUGCUGGAUGGUGAAAAAGGCAAAGAGAUUAAGCUGGCAGCUAUAGUGGUGGAUAAGAAGUCAGGGAGGGUGAUGAAGCUCUUCACAAAUGCUCCUGGUUUGCAAUUUUACACUGCUAAUUUUGUCAAGAAUGAAAAGGGAAAAGGAGGGUUUGUUUAUCAGCCACGUUCAGCAUUGUGUUUGGAGAGUCAAGCUUUUCCUGACUCUGUGAAUCACCCUAAUUUUCCAUCAACUAUUGUGACCACAGAAAAGCCCUACAAGCAUGUCUUGUUGCUUAAAUUUUCCACCAAAGUUCCACAUGCUUUUUCACAGUUCUAAUUAGAAUUGUGUGCUUUGAGCCAUUUUUUAUGUGUUUGGUAUCAAUGUAUAGCAUGACUCUUGUGCUCUUGCAAACUUGGGUUGGGGUCAUUAAAAUGAAUAAUGAGAUAUUUUAAUUAAUUUUAUGCA
Glycine soja is the source of this 1487-nucleotide messenger RNA. Its product is annotated as aldose 1-epimerase-like. Gene Ontology annotation, biological process: glucose metabolic process; beta-D-galactose catabolic process via UDP-galactose, Leloir pathway. NCBI's taxonomy places the organism in Eukaryota, Viridiplantae, Streptophyta, Magnoliopsida, Fabales, Fabaceae. Gene Ontology annotation, molecular function: carbohydrate binding; aldose 1-epimerase activity. The record is from RefSeq and is a predicted model, not a curated record. The coding region runs from base 255 to 1358 and encodes 367 amino acids. The transcript is spliced from 5 exons.